Xenopus laevis (African clawed frog) is the source of this 1659-nucleotide messenger RNA. RefSeq names its product F-box protein 8 L homeolog (gene fbxo8.L). The transcript has 7 exons. The record is from RefSeq and is a predicted model, not a curated record. Gene Ontology annotation, molecular function: guanyl-nucleotide exchange factor activity. The coding region runs from base 283 to 1239 and encodes 318 amino acids. NCBI's taxonomy places the organism in Eukaryota, Metazoa, Chordata, Amphibia, Anura, Pipidae. Gene Ontology annotation, biological process: regulation of ARF protein signal transduction.
AACUUCUCUGUUUGUCUCCACAUCAGUAGCAUGUGGCCUUAACAGCUGAUCUGUUAUACAAAAGGAGGUCUUAGGAAUUCGAACAGAAGAGCCCUCACGACUACAUACCCAGAACAACUAUAAAGCGUUUUAAUUUUGACAUCUAAAGGAAACUGCUCCCAUUUUGUUUUAAAUGCAGGAAAUGGAUUGAAAAAACUGAAAGAACUGUCAGUGCUCUACCACCAGAAGAAUAUGAGACAACGUUGAGUAUCUGCAUUACUGCAUGCUAUUUUUAGGUUACAGAUGGGUCAAGGACUUUGGAGGGUCGCAAGAAAUCAGCAGUUUCAACAAGGAUAUGCAGAGCACACUUACCUGUCCACAGAUUAUGGCAGAAGGAUAAUUGAUAAUGAUAACGAUAACUUGAAUCAUCAAAGGCAGCUUCAGGGUGGAAUGGAUAUUUGCCAUCUACUGAAAGCAAGGAAAGUGAAGGAUCAACAAGGAUUCAUCAAUCUUGAAAUGCUGCCACCAGAGCUGAGCCUUACCAUUCUGUCCUAUCUCAAUGCCACAGAUCUCUGUUUGGCAUCAUGUGUUUGGCAAGACCUGGCCAAUGAUGAACUACUUUGGCAGGGGUUAUGCAGAUCCACCUGGGGUCACUGCUCUAUAUACAAUAAAAGGCAUCCUCUUGGUUUUUCUUAUCGGGAUCUCUACAUGCGCCUGGAUGAAGGGAGUCUUACUUUCAAUGCUAAUCCACACUGGGGAAUUGAAUAUUUUAUAUCAAGGGGAAUUCUAGAUGAUUCAGCAAAAGAAAUUGGCAAGUUUAUCUUUUGUACUAGAACACUAAAUUGGAAGAAUCUGAGGCUCUACCUUGACAGAAGGAGAGAUGUUUUAGAUGAACUCGUGACACUACACAACUUCAGCAACCAGUUCCUACCAAAUGCUUUGAGAGACUUUUUCCGUCAUAUACAUGCACCGGAAGAACGUGGGGAAUACCUUGAAACACUCAUCACUAAAUUCUCUCAUAGAUUCUGUGCUUGUAACCCUACACUAGCAAGAGACCUGGGUCUCAGUCCUGAUGCAGUGUAUGUUCUGUGCUAUUCUUUGAUUCUGCUUUCCAUCGACCUCGCCAGCCCUCAUGUGAAGAACAAAAUGUCAAAGAGAGAGUUUAUCAGAAACACACGCCGUGCUGCUCAGAACAUUAGUGAAGACUUUGUAGGGCACCUCUAUGACAAUAUUUACCUUGUUGGCCACGUUGCUGUUUAAAGAUACACUCUCUAGGUUCUAGAACCAGUGGUGACCUCUCCCCAGGCCUUUGGCCAAGUGGCAAAUAUGGGGGUUAUGUUAGUGCUGGUCAUUCUAACCUCUGUCUACAAUUUAACAAUGUGUUUUCUCUUUUCUUAGCAAACUACCAUGAAAAGUGAAGAUUACUGCAGAAUUAUUUUUUUAUUAAUAUUUUUGCUUAUAAUGUCUUGCACAUAACGUGCCACUAGACUGAGCUAGCCCUUUAUGACUGUUAAACUGACAUUACAGCGUAGGCCUUCUUCAGGGUGUUGGAUAUAAACACUAGAAUUGUUAUUGAAAGCAUUUACCAAUGCAUCCUUUUUUAAUAUCUUGUAAUUUGUACAUACUAAACCACAGAGAUUUAUAAUCAUAAUAUUAAAUAUGUAAAGUAUUUUAACUAAA